Messenger RNA from Pocillopora meandrina, 5808 nucleotides. The record is from the annotation of a GenBank genome assembly. Lineage: Eukaryota; Metazoa; Cnidaria; Anthozoa; Scleractinia; Pocilloporidae.
CAUCGUAUCGUUUCUGAAUGUCACGCCACUUUUUCAAAAAAUAAACAGAUGGACAACUGUGUAGAUAUUACACACGACUUGUGAACUGUGAAAAUUGAAGUACAGAGGUGAAAGAUUUCGAAUUUAGACGAUGUCAAACUUAACGUGGAGGGUACUGUUGAUUAUCACCAUAGGGCUGACUAGCGAAGGAAAUAUUUGGCAGACGAAGGAAGAUGUCUAUGAAAGUAAGUUCACUUAAACAUGCAGGGAUAUCGUCAAGCAGUCAGAGUAGAUCAACUGCUCAUGCAAAUAGUAAGAAUAGACACGUCAAGAUGAUCAUGAAUUUCUGCUAACCAGGUCGACUUACAACGGUCUUCCGUUUUACUUCAAAAUAGACUUAUUCCUCGUAACAUUGCGGGGAGGUAUGUCAGAGAUGAGACUGUAAGUUACUUUACACCGAAUUUCUCAACAAAAGUGAAACGUAUUUAUUAUGAUUUAGCGAUAUAAAAUUCCCCUCCGUAUCUUGUUCACUCAAAGGUACAUUGCUGGAAUUUCGAAUAUGCGCUUUUGCUGGUACAUGGCGCUUUUGGAUAAAUUGCAAUCAGGGUCAUGUUCCUUUCGCAUGGGUUUUACCACGCAUAGCCGAGGUCAAGGGUAGAAAGUGCGAUGUGUGACGAGACUAAACAACGGCUGCGAAGGAGACUACGCUUUGUUCUCGCUUAUACCAGCCGUACCAUCUACCAGCUCUGAUAGAUAUCGAUGAGUUUACACACAAAAAACAAACGUUAUCAUUCGUCUUGCCGUAUGGCAUUGAUACAUUUUUUUUAUUGGUACCGUUUGAAAAACACUUAAUUUUUGUCCCUUGCCUUAUUUAUGUGAGUCCCCCUCGGUUAGACCUACAAUGAUAUAUGCUACCACGUAGGGAUGAGAUCUAUGAGAUUUCAAAGUAUGCAACCAACACAUAUAUAUAAUUGUAAUAAUAAUAAUGAUAGUAAUAAUAAUGAUGAUGAUGAUGAUGAUGAUGAUGAUGAUAAUGAUAACAAUACUAAUGAUAUUGAUUAUAAUAAUGAAGUGCUAAAAUUUAUUUAUCGACACUCAACGGUUCUUUACUGGUGGCCAAUUCAACAUCUCGUUCUUUUGCGAUUAUUCACAACUCAUGGAUAAAAAUCGUACGCGCCCGCCAACCAUGGGGCAUGACAGCACCGGUAAAGAGCGACAUUGCUUGCUGGCCGUGUUGAUAAUAUGCGGCCGCACUAGUUUACUGGAACUGUGGUCGAAGAACAUUCAAAAUCUUGAGAUAAAUUCGAUUUCUCUACAUCAAGCGUUCUCCCUGUGCUCAUUCACCCAAAGUUUGAGACAUUUUUACUUGCUGUUGUUCAGGAACAACGGAUUAAUUUUCUACACUUCGAAGGUUUUUGGGUCCUGAUAGAGAAAUUGAGCUUUUCGCCGUGAUAUCGUUGUUUGUGAAAGCCUGAAUCAUGGUUUGCGACCGCUAUGGUUUUUCACAUUCGGUUCAAGGAACAUUUUCAGUUCUAUACGUCUAACAAAUCGGAGAUUCUCGCCAGUUCGAGUUUUUCUCUUCGGAUACUCUAAAAAUUCCUCUUCAUUUGUUUUUUAGCGUAGUUGCACGCCACCCCAACACAUAUCUUGGUGCUCCUAACACGCGUGGUUCUUGUUGUUGAACCAAAUCAUAUUCAGCAGAGCCUCACGGGAGACGACGUUCUUAACAGUUCUUGGUCGUACAAUAGUGUUAUCUGAGAGAGCAGCUGAAGCUAUAUGUUUAUUCCCUUUUUCUUUCUGUUUGAGAUCGUAUAUUUUUAUUGUAUAGAACUUGCGUCUUCCAAAAUGCCGAAGUCGGAAUUCUUCUUCUUUGAAUACCAUUAGCACUACAUGCUUUCCUUUUUGGAAAUAGUUAGAUGAAAAAAGUUCUGAGGAAGCCAAAAUUGAACGAGGCUGUAGGCCGAGUCCAAUUUGGCUGUAAGUAGAAUUUUUAAAAUCUAAUUGUUUCCAAAUUGAACAAACAUGUAGACCUCUUAUUUAUUAAUCAUGUAGCUUGUCAUUUUAUACAGCCUUACUUUCGCCUCAAGAUGUUGUCUUGAAUUUGUAAAUUCACGAUCUCGCAAGAUACUGUAGUGUCUGCUACACUUUUUCAAAUGGCGGUCCAACGAGCACUGCAUGAUGGCCAGACUAUCUGGUUCAUAUUCAUCGCCAUCCUUCUUUCGAAUUACAAAGAAAAAACGGCAAAGAAUUGCAUUCAGCUCAUGACGAGGGGUACCUUAAAACUUUCUCGCUUCUCCGCGCAGUACUUUCCACUCGCUGAAAACGGUUACCCAAGUUUUUGUAUUCUUGGGGGUUUUUUGAUUCUGGUUUUUGCUUCUUAGGUUAAUAAGGUCCUCUUCUGGCAACGAAGGAAAUCUCUCAUUUGCGUCACCAUUGUUGAAAAGAUCUAAGGAAAUGGAAAAUUGGGCAAAUCUUCCUCGCUAAAUUCCGCCGUUGUCAAACAACAACACAACAAGUCUACAGAGCUGACGCUAUGCUUUGUGCUGAUUGGCUAAUUUCCAUCGCAUGUUUUUGCUUGGAGUUGAUUGGCUUGGGCAAACUGUCCUAUUUUUCUUAAAUAGGAUAGCAUGUGAAUUUUUUAACUCAAAAUCCUUAGUGAAACUAUCCAAUUUAAUCCUUAAUUGGACAGUUCUCAGAAACUAAAGGAUAAUAGCUGCGCUGGCAAAAUUGGAUUAACUGACCAGCUAUAUAAUUAAAUAAGAUUUAUGUAACCCCCACACUCCUAAGGCGAGGCAAACGCUGUGAAAUUUUCAUGUCAAAUCCUCACAUAACUCUUCCCUAUGUCCAUGUCCAUGAAUAAAACUAAAAGAAACCGAUAGAAAUAGGUGCGCAUAUUCGCAGCGUGAUUUAGCCACUUUGAAUGUGACGUAACAAUGAGUGCCAUUAUAUGCCAUCUUCGUGACUUACACGCAUUGCUAACAGAGUUUACAAAACCUGGCUUAGCACAUAUCACCGGCUCUCCUAAUCGUAUUCAGAGAUGUCAUUACAUAUAAGAAUUACUUCCUCGUUUUCCAGGUUUUCAGAAGACUCCACCGUUACAGGAAAUCAAGGAAUACCUCAUGAAAUAUUUUCUAGAUCGUCGAGACCACACAAGGGGAAAGCGAUUUACUCCAUAUCACGACAUCAUUUUCAUUCUCGACUCAUCCAAGUUUCUCUCUGAGGAAAACUUUAAUCUCAGUGUUAUAACAGCACAAAAUUUGGUGACGAGGUUCGAUCCUGACACACAAUUUGCAUCAAUAAUAUUUGGGACCAAUGCUACCAUCAGCUUCAAUUUUCAUUUUGCCAGGGUAAGACUUGAGUUUUAAAAAACAAUAAUCGAUCCCUACUUUACUCUGCGUGCCUGUUCUAUGCCGUUCUCUGCAAUGUGCGACACGGUGUUUCGUCUUACCGUAUUUACAGUAGAUUUGAUUAAAUCGGCAUUUCGCCGACGUCUUCAUUGAGUGGACGCGGGCGCGAUUGUGACUUAAAACUUGUAGGAUAAUUCAAGAGGUUUCAAGAUAUAGCUUUUAUAUUUCAGGCAAAGUGUGCAGUAUUACAAAUCGAGUUCCGUCCAAACCACCUCAUAAUAUAAGAAGUAAAAGGGGCGCUUUUGAGUACAAUUUCCCAGAAGUUUAUUUUUUACACCCUUGCCGUAUUUUUCUGGCAUUAUUGAGAUCGCUUCGAAAAUCGGUUUCAUUAUGCCAUUUCCAAUACGAACGUUCAGAGUAAAAUGUGCGAAUAAUGAUAAAUAUGAACGACAUGAUUCAGUGUAAAAUGUGUAACUGAUAUGAUACAGCGAAGUUUCAGCUUCAAUGAGAAUCGAGCUUUUUAAGUCACUAUUUCUUUUCAUAAUUCACCAAAUUUAUAGGCAUUGACUUUCCUCUCAAUGAACGCAAUCGUAGUUAUGUCGAACCGUUGUACUAAUUUUGCUCUCAAGAUGUCUUUUUUUUAUCCCUGUGUUUUUCUUUCUUUUAUCCGUUUUUUUCUCUCACCAGGUAGCCAUUGAGAGCUUCGGUAAAGUAGGAUAUCAAGGAGGGAAGAGAAACACCUUUGAUGCAUUACAAGCCGCACAAAAUAUGCUUUUACUUAACCACAAUUCAGGGGUGCGUGACGGCAGUCGUAAAAAAGUGCUACUUGUGACUACAGGGCCGUGUGAGCGCACUCUUACUGAGACGAUCAAACUUCAGAGGCUGAUUUGGGUAGCGAUGCAAAUAAAAAACCUGGGAGCUGAAUUGUUUGUUGUUGCUGUCGGCAAUAGGAUUCCCAGAAUUGAAGAACUGCUUUUAAUUCCAAGUUCUACCGAUGUGCAUUUCUAUCGUGUGGCCAAUAUGACGGCAUUUAAGAGUUUAGUGGAUGAGAUCCCUAUCCACAUCGUUUACCAAGAUGAUUACUAGGUUCCACAGUAUUCAACGACUUGUUUGAACAGUCGAAUCAUUCUUAUCCAUAUUCUUUACGACUGUUAAGACAGAACAAUGCAUUGGUACGCGCUAUUCUUGUUUAAUGAUCGCCUUUUGAUGAAUCUUCUUCACAAGCCACUGUUUGCGACCGGCACCAUUUGGAUUUUUAGACCUUUCUACCACUGGACAGUGGAAAGUCCAAAUAUUUUCGCCUAGACUACAGUUCAUUACAAAUAGGUUUAGCUAGUGGCUCUUAAUGUAGGUUUUUCUUCUAAGACCUCUAAUGCAGAAUAAUUACUAAUUAUUGACUACUAUGCGUUAGCAGAACUAGUUUUCAGACUAUAUCAUACACCACCCAAACAGCAUGAGGUCAAAAUUUUCAUAACUAUGGAACGACAAUUUAUCAACUUGCUGGCUUCUCCUGGGGGGAGGGAAGAGGCCUUACUGCUGUUUGCUUUGUUAAACGACUCUAAGGCCUCCGUGAAAAAUGUUGAAGUUACGAUAUAGUCUAGAAAUGUAUGCUUGAUGGAAUCGGAAUUGGUGCAAAAGAUGCAUGUUCACCUUCAGGUACUUGAAUUUCAACAAGUUUGUUUUGCGCUUGUAAGAUCAUAUGUCAAAGCCGGAAAGAAACGACCCAAAAUUUAGUAUCACCUGUCGAUGGGCAGAUAAAUGAUGAUUUAAGUUUCUAUUUGUUAAAUAAGUUCAGAUGGUUAAUACCAGUUGUCAACUUUCAAUAUUGCAUGGAAAUGUUUGCAACACGUUUUAAUUAGAUCCAUGGGAGCAUUACCCGUCGGAGAAAAAAAUCAUAUGUGUCUAAUGACUCAUGUGAGAGCCUUCCAAAAUCCCUGGCUUAACUCUUUCAGUAUAGAUGCUAUCAGUUGAAAGGAAGGAAGAUAAUGCUUUGUUCAAUUUAAACUUACCUAUUAAGGAUAGCCUGCACAAUUCAGAUCUUCUUAUUUUGCAGGGAUCUCCAAAAUAGCAUGUUGUUUUUAAGGUUAUUUUAAUCAUUUUUUUUUACUACUAAUUCACUAGACGAAAAUGAUUUUGGUACUUUUAAACUCCUGGGUGUAUCGUAAAAGUUGUAAAAGGAUUGUGAUCCUUUUCAGAAAUGACAUCGUAAAAAAGGCUUUGGUGAGUUAUCGUGGUAAAUAACACUUUCACAAGGGAAAUAUAAUCGUAUGUCUCACGACGUGGUCACUUCGGGUGUGGAUCACAAUCCAAACCCGAAGUUACUACAUCUUGAGACGAAUGUUUAUACUGAAAUUAUUUCUCUUUUUUAGACAUUGUUGACAUUAUAAGCAAGACGCUAGGGGAAAAGAGGCACUAUUAGUUAUAUUAAACGUUUUCACAUGCCAAGACAAGUAACCAUACCAUAUUUUGCCGCAAAAAAUUU